AUGUCGAAUGACAGGCCCGUUCUAGUUUGGAUGAUCUUCAAUCAUCAAUCCCUUGCCCUCCUCGCUCCCCACCCUGUCCCUUCUUUUGUUAGUUGGUCUCCUCCCCCUGUUAGGUUCUGUAAACUCAACUUUGAUGGCUCUGCUCCUAAUAAUUUGUCUAUGGCUGGUGUGGUUCUAAGAGAUGAUCUUGACAAUCACAUUCCUAGUCGUACUUAUAAUUUAGGCUCCUGUCCUGCCUUUUUAGCGAUAGUCAUUGCUCUUCGUAACGGAUUAUUGCUAGCUAGGGCUCACAAUAUUUCCCAUAUAUUUAUCGAAGGUGAUAAUCUAAUGGUAAUCAAUAUUUUGCAAGGUCAUUUCAAGUGUCCUUGGAAGCUACAUUUGCUUAUGAACGAUAUCAAGAAAAUUUUGGAGUCUUUUUCAACCUUUCACUCCCAUCAUAUUUAUCGUGAAGGAAAUUGA
Chenopodium quinoa (quinoa) is the source of this 459-nucleotide messenger RNA. RefSeq lists its product as uncharacterized. Lineage: Eukaryota; Viridiplantae; Streptophyta; Magnoliopsida; Caryophyllales; Amaranthaceae. Gene Ontology annotation, molecular function: RNA-DNA hybrid ribonuclease activity; nucleic acid binding. The record is from RefSeq and is a predicted model, not a curated record. The transcript has 2 exons. The coding region runs from base 1 to 459 and encodes 152 amino acids.